GAUCGUAGAUAUAAGUAACUAAGGUUCUUCUAAUUUUCGUCCUUCUGAAACGAAAGCGUGAUUCAGUAUGACGAAGAUAUGCGUAAUCGUGUUCUUUGUUACAGUUCUCUUGGUUUUGGAGACCCAGACCGCCGACAGCGGUAUCACAACGCGCAAUAAAAAUGUGGAGCCGUUCAUGAGCGAAUGCAUCUGUGCCUCAGGCGCAAAUCCAGACGAGGCCUACUCUUGGUUCACGCGCCGAACCUUUUUUCCAUCCUCGUGCUUUAAAUGUUUUCUUAAAUGCAUGGCCAGAAAAAUGGGUCUUUUGAAACCGGAUGGUUCAUUCGAUCUUGAUGCCGUAUCGCGGGUGUUUGGCUCCACCAUUAGUAGGGAGAAAAUCGCCCCGUGCAUCACAGCUCAGGAUGCUAAUCUGGAUCUUUGUGACAAGGGAUACCAAAUACCACAUUGUAUUUAUCAAAUCAUCAACGCAAAUGCCACAAACUAGCCAACAGUUACAGCAUAGUGUCCAAGGGCUGACCUUAGAUUUUAAGAGUAUACCUCGAAUAAAGAAUUAAACUUUC
Photinus pyralis (common eastern firefly) is the source of this 560-nucleotide messenger RNA. RefSeq lists its product as uncharacterized. Gene Ontology annotation, biological process: sensory perception of smell. The coding region runs from base 68 to 484 and encodes 138 amino acids. NCBI's taxonomy places the organism in Eukaryota, Metazoa, Arthropoda, Insecta, Coleoptera, Lampyridae. The record is from RefSeq and is a predicted model, not a curated record. Gene Ontology annotation, molecular function: odorant binding. The transcript has 2 exons.